Molecule: messenger RNA, 6641 nt
Organism: Callorhinchus milii (elephant shark)
Lineage: Eukaryota; Metazoa; Chordata; Chondrichthyes; Chimaeriformes; Callorhinchidae
Gene: myh11b
Product: myosin, heavy chain 11b, smooth muscle
Exons: 42
Coding region: 97-6036 (1979 amino acids)
Cellular component (GO): myosin complex
Molecular function (GO): cytoskeletal motor activity; ATP binding; actin filament binding
Source: RefSeq, a predicted model, not a curated record
GAGAGAGAGAGAGAGAGAGCUACUCCUGGACCCCUUCUCACUCGGACUCUGAUCAGCUGUCACAUCCCACCAGUCUUCAGUCAUUACUAAGACAUCAUGUCUGGAAGCCAGCUCAGCGAUACUGAAAAGUUUCUCUUUGUGGAUAAAAACUUCAUGAACGAUCCACUGGCCCAGGCCGACUGGUCAGCGAAGAAGCUCGUCUGGGUGCCCUCGGGACGCAAUGGCUUUGAAGCUGCAAGCAUCAAGGAGGAAAAGGGGGACGAAGUCCUUGUUGAAUUGAUGGAAAAUGGGAAGAAAGUAACAGUUGGCAAAGAUGACAUCCAGAAAAUGAAUCCUCCAAAGUUCUCCAAAGUGGAGGACAUGGCAGAACUCACGUGCCUGAAUGAAGCAUCGGUGCUGCAUAAUCUGAGACAGAGAUACUACUCGGGGCUAAUCUAUACAUACUCAGGUCUUUUCUGUGUGGUCAUAAACCCAUACAAAAUGUUGCCCAUCUACUCUGAGAAGAUUGUAGACAUGUACAAAGGAAAAAAGAGACAUGAAAUGCCACCGCACAUCUACGCCAUUGCAGACACCGCUUACAGGAGCAUGAUGCAGGAUCGUGAAGACCAGUCCAUUCUGUGCACAGGAGAAUCUGGAGCUGGCAAAACAGAAAACACAAAGAAAGUAAUUCAGUAUCUGGCUGUUGUUGCUUCCUCACACAAGAGCAAGAAGGAUGCCAGUGCUAUUCAAGGUUCCUCUUUUGCAUACGGGGAGCUGGAAAAGCAACUCCUUCAAGCCAACCCUAUUCUGGAGGCCUUUGGCAAUGCAAAAACAGUAAAAAAUGAUAAUUCCUCACGAUUUGGAAAGUUCAUCCGUAUCAAUUUUGACGUCACUGGUUACAUAGUUGGAGCGAACAUUGAAACCUAUCUGCUUGAAAAGUCACGUGCCAUUCGCCAAGCAAAGGAUGAGAGGGCAUUCCACAUUUUCUAUUAUUUGCUGUGUGGUGCUAAUGAGAAAAUGAAGAACGAUCUGCUCCUAGAAUCUUUCAACAGCUACAGGUUCUUAUCCAGCGGCCAGGUAUCCAUCUCUGGGCAGGACGAUAGCGAAGUAUUUCUGGAGACGCUGGAGGCCAUGGCCAUUAUGGGAUUCACCGAUGAAGAACAAAACUCUAUCCUGAAGAUUGUCUCAGCCGUGUUACAGCUCGGCAACAUCGCUUUCAAAAAGGAGAGGAACACAGACCAGGCUUCGAUGCCGGACAACACCGCUGCGCAGAAGGUUUGUCAUCUGUUGGGCAUGAACGUGACGGAUUUCACCAGGGCCAUCCUGACCCCUCGCAUCAAAGUUGGCCGCGAUUUUGUGCAGAAAGCACAGACCAAAGAGCAGGCUGAUUUUGCCGUGGAAGCUUUGGCCAAAGCGAUGUAUGAACGUCUGUUUCGUUGGUUACUUGGACGAAUCAACAAAGCCCUGGACAGGACCAUGAGACAGGGAGCCACGUUCCUUGGAAUUCUUGACAUUGCUGGCUUCGAGAUAUUCGAGGACAAUUCCUUUGAGCAGCUCUGCAUCAAUUACACCAACGAGAAGCUCCAGCAGCUGUUCAACCACACCAUGUUCAUACUGGAGCAGGAAGAGUACCAGAGAGAGGGCAUUGAGUGGAAUUUCAUUGACUUUGGUCUGGAUCUGCAGCCCUGUAUAGAAUUGAUUGAGAGGCCGACUAACCCACCAGGUAUCCUGGCUUUGCUGGAUGAAGAGUGCUGGUUCCCGAAAGCCACGGAUAGGUCGUUUGUGGAUAAAGUGGUCCAGGAGCAAGGCAGUCAUCCCAAAUUCGCAAAACCAAAGCAACUGAAGGACAAGGGAGACUUCUGCGUUGUUCACUAUGCUGGCAAGGUCCCUUACAAUGCAGAAAACUGGCUGACCAAGAACAUGGACCCGUUGAAUGAUAAUAUUACCAUGCUUCUGAACCAGUCGCCUGACAGAUACGUAGGAGAACUCUGGAGGGACGUGGACCGCAUCGUUGGAUUGGAUCAAGUGGCGAAGAUGAGUGAAAGUUCCGCCGGCUCCUCAAAGACCAAAAAAGGCAUGUUCCGCACCGUGGGGCAGUUGUACAAGGAGCAGCUGGCCAAGCUGAUGACCACCCUGCGCAACACCAGCCCCAACUUUGUGCGUUGCAUCAUUCCAAACCACGAGAAGAGGGCUGGCAAGCUCGAUGCCCACCUGGUGCUGGAGCAGCUGAGGUGUAACGGUGUUUUGGAAGGAAUCCGCAUCUGCCGCCAAGGAUUCCCAAACAGAAUCAUCUUCCAGGAAUUCCGUCAGAGAUAUGAAAUCCUAACACCAGGUGCCAUUCCUAAAGGAUUCAUGGAUGGAAAACAGGCCUGUGUGCUCAUGAUCAAAGGUCUGGAACUGGACUCUAACCUGUACAGGAUUGGACAGAGUAAGAUGUUCUUCCGAACCGGUGUCCUGGCUCACUUGGAAGAGGAGCGAGACUUGAAAAUUACAGACAUCAUUAUUACUUUCCAAGCUCAAAGCAGAGGCUACCUCGCCAGAAAGGCUUUUGCCAAGAGACAGCAGCAACUCACUGCGAUGAAAGUGAUUCAGAGAAACUGCGCGGCUUACCUUAAACUUCGCAACUGGCAGUGGUGGAGGCUGUUCACAAAGGUUAAGCCACUGCUGCAGGUUACUCGGCAGGAGGAGGAAAUGCAGAUAAAGGAGGAAGAGAUGACGAGGAUCAAAGAAAGACAAGAGAAGGCAGAAUGUCAGCUCUCUGACCUUGAGAAGAAACACAGCCAGUUGGUGGAAGAGAAGACCUCACUUCAGGAGCAGCUUCAGGCCGAGACAGAGCUGUUUGCUGAGGCAGAAGAGAUGAGGAUACGUUUAGAGGCAAAGAGGCAGGAGCUGGAGGAGAUUCUCCACGAGAUGGAAGUCAGAAUAGAAGAGGAGGAAGACCGAAAUCAGCAUAUGCUAAACGACAAGAAGAAAAUGCAGACACAAAUCCUGGAUCUGGAGGAACAGCUGGAUGAGGAGGAGGCAGCUCGACAGAAGCUUCAGCUGGACAAAGUGACCGUCGAGGCCAAGCUCAAAAAGAUGGAGGAGGAUAUCAUCAUGCUGGAGGAUCAAAAUACCAAAUUUGCAAAGGAGAAGAAGUUGCUUGAUGAAAGAAUAGCGGACUUCACAACCAAUCUUGCCGAGGAGGAAGAAAAGGCGAAGAACUUGACAAAACUGAAGAACAAACAUGAAUCUAUGAUUUCAGAUCUCGAAGUGCGCCUUAAGAAGGAAGAGAAGUCCAGGCAAGAGCUGGAGAAAUUGAAGAGGAAGUUAGAGGGAGAGGGCAAUGAUCUCAGUGAACAGAUAGCGGAACUGCAACAGCAGAUUGCUGAACUGAAGAUGCAACUUGCGAAGAAAGAGGAAGAGCUACAGGCAGCCCUGAGCAGGCUGGACGAUGAAACUGCACAAAAGAAUAACGCCCUGAAGAAAAUCCGUGAGUUAGAAACUUUCAUAUCAGAUCUGCAGGAAGAUUUAGACUCUGAGAAGGCGGCCCGCAACAAAGCUGAGAAACAGAAGAGAGAUUUGGGUGAAGAACUGGAGGCUUUGAAGACGGAACUUGAAGAUACCUUGGGCACCACAGCUACACAGCAAGAGCUGAGAGCUAAGAGAGAACAGGAGGUGUCCGAAAUGAAGAGAGCGCUGGAUGAAGAGACAAGAGCACACGAAGCCCAGAUCCAUGAUAUCCGACAGAAACAUGGACAGGCUAUGGAGGAGCUCACAGAGCAGUUGGAGCAAGUAAAGCGGGUUAAGUCUAACCUUGAUAAGAACAAGCAGGCUCUUGAAAAGGAGAACAGUGAACUCUGUAUUGAGGUCAGGUCACUGUCCACAGCCAAGGCAGAUCUGGAACACAAGAAGAAAAAACUGGAGUCUCAACUACAGGAGUUCCAAGUCAAGGUGUCCGAUGGAGAACGUGUCCGGGUCGAGCUCAAUGACAAAGUGCACAAGUUGCAGGGUGAGCUUGAAAAUGUGACCAUCAUACUUGGUGAAGCUGAAAGUAAGACCAUUAAACUCACGAAAGAUGUGUCAAGCCUCGGAUCUCAGCUGCAAGACACGCAGGAGCUGCUCCAGGAAGAGACUCGGCAGAAACUGAGCCUGUCUACCCGCCUGCGUCAGAUGGAGGACGACAAGAACAGUCUCCAGGAACAGCUGGAGGAAGAGGGAGAAGCCAAGAGGAACUUGGAGCGACACAUUUCUACCUUGACCGUGCAGCUGUCAGAUGCUAAGAGGAAGGUAAACGAGGACAGUUCCACAAUAGAGAGUCUGGAGGAGUCAAAGAAGAAACUUCAGAGGGAAAUGGAAGCGAUUACUCAGAGCUUUGAAGAGAAAGGAGCUGCCUACGACAAGCUGGAGAAAACCAAGAACAGGCUACAGCAGGAGCUGGAUGACCUUCUGGUGGAUCUGGACAAUCAGCGGCAAUUAGUUUCCAACUUGGAGAAGAAGCAGAAGAAAUUUGAUCAGAUGCUGGCGGAGGAAAAGAACAUCUCCGCUAAAUAUGCGGAUGAAAGGGACAGAGCAGAGGCCGAGGCUCGUGAGAAGGAGACCAAGUCUUUGGCGUUGACCCGAGCUUUGGAUGAGGCUUUGUCAUUCAAGGAAGAUCUGGAGAGAGUCAACAAGCAGCUGCGGGCCGAGAUGGACGAUCUUGUGAGCUCCAAGGACGACGUAGGAAAGAAUGUGCACGAUCUGGAGAAGGCCAAACGUGCCUUGGACCAGCAGGUGGAGGAGAUGAAGACGCAGUUGGAAGAACUCGAGGAUGAGCUGCAAGCGACAGAAGAUGCCAAGUUGAGGUUGGAGGUGAACCUGCAGGCCAUGAAAGCCCAGUUUGAACGGGAUUUGCAGGCACGCGAUGACCAGAAUGAAGAAAAGAGGAGGCAACUUGUUAAGCAGGUCCACGAGCUCGAAACUGAACUGGAAGAUGAACGUAAGCAACGCAUGCUGGUGGCUGCUGCCAAGAAGAAGUUCGAGAUAGACCUGAAUGAUCUCGAGGGUCAGGUGGAAACUGCUCAUAGGAGCCGAGAGGAAACCAUAAAACAGCUGCGGAAACUUCAGGCUCAGAUGAAGGAUUACCAACGGGAGCUUGAGGAGGCUCGGAACUCCCGGGAAGAGGUCCUGGCUCAGGCUAAAGAGAACGAGAAAAAGGCAAAGAGUCUCGAAACAGAUCUGCUCCAGCUUCAGGAGGAUUUGGCGGCCGCAGAUCGCGCCCGGCGACACGCUGAACAGGAGAAAGAUGAAAUGGCGGAAGAGUUAGCAAGCAACAUCUCUGGAAAAUCAGCACUCCUGGAUGAGAAACGCCGCCUGGAGGCCAGAAUAGCACAGAUGGAGGAGGAGCUGGAAGAGGAACAAGGCAACAUGGAGACACUGAACGACCGCCUCAGGAAGGUGGUACAGCAGUCCGAGCAGCUGUCCAAUGAACUGGCAGCCGAGCGAAGCUCCAACCAGAAGAAUGACGGUGCUCGGCAGCAGCUGGAGAGGCAGAAUAAGGAGCUGAAGGCAAAACUGCACGAAAUGGAGGGGGCAGUGAAAUCCAAGUUCAAAUCAACCAUCACCUCUCUGGAGGCCAAGAUCGCCCAGUUGGAGGAGCAGCUCGAGACAGAAGCCAAGGAGCGUCAAGCCACCACCAAGGCUGUCCGACGCUCAGAGAAGAAGCUGAAGGAGGUCCUGAUGCAGAUGGAAGAUGAGCGAAGACAUGGGGAGCAGUAUAAGGAUCAGGCAGACAAGAGCACUUCCCGCACGAAGCAGCUCAAGCGGCAGCUAGAGGAGGCUGAGGAGGAAGCUCAGCGGAUCAACGCAUCGCGUCGCAAGCUGCAGAGAGAGCUCGAGGAAGCCACGGAGCUGAACGAGACUAUGAGCCGCGAGGUCAACACACUGAAGAGCAAACUUAGGCGUGGAAAUGAACCACCACUCACCAGCUCACGAAGAUCAGGGGGUGGAAGGCGUGGACUGGUGGACAGCACCGCGAUAGAAAACUCUGACGAGGACGGACGAAAUGCCGACUUCAACGGCACAAAGCCUCACGAGUAACAACCAUUAGGAGCUCCACAGUAUAAACGUGGGGGGAAAUCCAUGCACAAAAAAGGGUAUGAAUAAGUAGCUCUUUAACAAAGGUCACACACGGUAUUAAACAAGACACAAUCUCUUUCUAUAUGACUGUCCCCACAAACAAAACAAUUCACACGCAUGUAGCCAAAACUAUAUUUUAUUUUUGCUAUAUAUAUUUGAAAAGUUUCUAAAAGAAGCCCGAGACUUUAUAACAUGGUUGAUGUACCUUCAAAGUAUAAUACAUUCGCAUCGCCCUCAAAAUAAGAUGGGGGUUUUGCCUUAUUCAUUGGCACCCUCCUGAAGAGGCACAUGGUUUUUUUUUCCUACAAAGAUAAAAUGGGCACCAAGCACAUUACUGUACUAUCUAGAAUACAUUCUGCCUUAGCAGACCCCAGCAACACUGGUCACAACGUUUUAUAUAAAGUGCUUUGUUUCAGCCACUUGAACUACUGGAUUUAAAAGGAAAAAAAAAACGUGUUUGCAAGUAAUAUAUUCGUAACAUGCUCCUGAAUGUUGUGCACAAAGUCUUUCCAGAGCUGGUUUUGAACCACUAUCACAAAUAAAGGGCCCCGUAUCACAAACCCAAA